UUGUUGCCAUGGUGACGUCUCGCCGAGGACGGGAUUUUUUUGGACGGAGACCGUAGUAACAUUGUGUGUAUCUAGCAAGUUAACAUACCUAACUAACUGUAUUUUUUGGUUAUACUCACUUUUCUACCUGUGCGAUUCUCGUGGAUAUCUUUUGCUGAAGAGAACGGAGAUCUAGCUAUUGGGGAAAUUCUCAGCACAAUAAUCAAUCGGAUAAAAGAUAGCUUGCUUUGUUAUCAAGUAGAAAGUCAAAUACCUAACUUCAUUUUGCUACAGUUUGUUACAGUAGAUCUUAAAAAUGAACCAGCUGCAAAAUUUGCUGAUGGAUUGCCUAAUCGAUACCAAACAUGUUGAAAAUGCUGCAAUCUUAACCGCAAAGAACGGAACAGUGAGUGCAGCGUCCCCGGGGUUUAAUAUCAAGGCGCCGCAAGCUCAGAUGUUCAUAGACUCCUUCCAGCAUACAGCUGUCACAAGAGAGAGUGGCUUCCGUUUCCAGAGCAAACAUUACACCUGUGUCAGAGCCGACAGGAACUCCAUUUACUCCAAAUCGAAUGGUCAUGGACUAAUUUUAGUGAAGACUGCAGUGUACAUAAUCGUUGCCACGUACAAUGAAAACAUGUAUGCCAGCGUGUGUGUGGAAGCAGUCGAGAAGUUGGCUGAAUAUUUAAGAGAGAAGGGGAAAUGA
Megalops cyprinoides (Indo-Pacific tarpon) is the source of this 682-nucleotide messenger RNA. It is a transcript of the gene pfn4, whose product is annotated as profilin family member 4. Gene Ontology annotation, molecular function: actin monomer binding. NCBI's taxonomy places the organism in Eukaryota, Metazoa, Chordata, Actinopteri, Elopiformes, Megalopidae. Gene Ontology annotation, cellular component: cell cortex. The record is from RefSeq and is a predicted model, not a curated record. The transcript has 4 exons. The coding region runs from base 296 to 682 and encodes 128 amino acids.